AUGGAAGCAUCUACAUCAAUAAAUAGAAUAGAAAAUCCAAAACCAAAAGAUACAUAUGAAGAAGAGGAAGAAUCAUUUGUAAUAUACGAUGAAGAGGAUAUCGCUGAAGGAGUCAAAAAAUGCAAAUAUAGUAUUGUGGGGAAGCUAUUAACUGAGAAGACUAUCAACCCUAGCUGCGUUCAAAACGAAAUAUUGGGACAUGAUGAAGGAACAUGUGAAGAGGCAGAAGAAAAAGAAGAUGGGAGCAAACAAAAAUCCAAAGGUCUUGAAACUUGGAUAAGAGCUGAUACCAUGGGGAUAAGGGUUAGUGACAGUUGGGAAAAUAAAGGGAAAGCUAGGAAGGAACAAGAUCUGAAGAAUAUGGGAGAAACCAACAAAAAGAGUCAACAAAGGAUGCUAAACAAACUGGCUAAUCUAAUAGUAAUAGACAACAGACAAUACAAGCAAAACACAAGCAACAACAAAGCCCUUACUCAAGUGAAAACAACCAAGAAAGAUGAUGGAAAAGAGAAUGAAAAGAAAGAAAAAGAAUUGGAGAAAGACAAAGACAUACAAACAAGCCAAACACCGAGACAACAAAACAAAGAAGAAAUAAAAGAAAGAGAAAAGCCCAAGGAAGAAGCCAGAAAUGAAGGGAUAAGCAUUAAAGAGGAAAACACGAUAGAGGUACAGGGAAAAGAGGAGAAGAAAAGAUGGAAAAGAAGAGCCAGAGAAUCAGAAAACAACUCAAACAAAGAAGAAAAAAUGAGUACAGAUGCAAAGAGAAAGCUGGCAGAAAAAGUACCUAUGGAGAUUGAAGAGGAAGAGAAGAAAACAAAGAAGCACCAAUCAAACCCACCAACGGCAGUGGUUGCUAAGCAACUCUACCAAGACCAAUGA
Arachis stenosperma is the source of this 879-nucleotide messenger RNA. RefSeq lists its product as uncharacterized. The transcript is spliced from 2 exons. Lineage: Eukaryota; Viridiplantae; Streptophyta; Magnoliopsida; Fabales; Fabaceae. The coding region runs from base 1 to 879 and encodes 292 amino acids. The record is from RefSeq and is a predicted model, not a curated record.